Colletes gigas is the source of this 1754-nucleotide messenger RNA. It is a transcript of the gene Lamp1, whose product is annotated as lysosome-associated membrane glycoprotein 1. The coding region runs from base 186 to 1259 and encodes 357 amino acids. The transcript has 5 exons. Gene Ontology annotation, cellular component: membrane. Lineage: Eukaryota; Metazoa; Arthropoda; Insecta; Hymenoptera; Colletidae. The record is from RefSeq and is a predicted model, not a curated record.
UAAAAGUGUGUUUGUGAACGACAUUUUAAGAGACCACAGUGUUUCAUUGAACUUUCUUACGUUUUAUAUCAUACGCGACGUAUUUAUAUAUAUUUUCUCAAUCCAUAAUCGUAGUUUAUUUUCAUAGUAAUUGUAAAGUUUCAAGUGUGGUAAUUUUUUCUUAUAGAAAACUACAAUUCUCAAUAAUGUCGAGGUUUCUGCUGCUCUUCUGCUUUACAUCGCUUCACGUUUUGGGUAACGGACAAGAACACGCAUCUUCUACAAUUAGCGAUCACCUUAAUACUACCAUAACACCAGGGAACAAUGGUAGCUUGGUACAGGAUUCUGAAACAAAUUUACCAUUAAACAAGAUAACAGAGUCUGUAGACGGAGAGACAAUCAAGUUAAAAUCAGAAGAAAAUACAACUACGAUCCACAGUUCCCAAAAUUCUUCGUUGUAUACUACAGUCGCGUCGCCACAUAUUACGACCGUUUCAACUUCUGCAACUGAAUCAACUGCUAAGCAAAUUCCAUAUACUGCAGUCAGUCCAACUAAAGCAUCAGUGAACUCAGCGAGCACUACAGCGGCGGCGUUUCCAAACCCUGGCAAAUGGAUGGUCAAUGAAACCGAUAAAAUUUGCAUUAUAGUUCAGAUGGCUGUGCAAUUCAAUGUUUCGUACAUAGAUGCCUCUAACAAGACGUCCUUCGAAGUAUUUGAUUUGCCAAUAGAUAAUACAACAACCACAAAUGGAAGUUGUGGCAAGUUGGAGCAAGAAAUUAAACUGAUGUGGUCAUCUCAAAAUGGAACUAAUAAUGGCACCAUGACGCUACACUUUAUAAGAAAAGAAAAUGAUACUGAUUAUUCUUUGCAUCACUUGAAUGUUACACUUCCACGAACAGAUUUUCCAAAAUUAGCUAAUAAAUCAAAUUCGGUGGAACUGAUGUACGAGCCCUCUGACUUUAAAGCUCGAUUAUCUAAUUCCUACAAAUGCAUGAAACAGCAGAGGCUGUACUUGAUACAAAAUAAUAAUAAUAUUACCAAUAUUACCAAUAUUACCAAUAUUACUACUAGCUACUUAACUAUAUCAGAUUUACGAUUUCAAGCAUUCAGAACAGAUAAUUCCACUGUUUUAGGAUUAGCUGAAAAUUGCGUUGUGGACACAGAGGACAUCGUACCAAUUGCAGUGGGAUGUAUAUUGGCAGGAUUAGUGUUUAUAGUUUUAAUUGCAUACUUGAUUGGUCGUCGACGAAAUCGAGCUCUUGGCUAUUAUAGCAUGUAAUUUCAUGAUUUUUUAAUUUCUGCUUCUUGAAUAAUUAAGUCAAUAAUCUGUGUUUAUAUACUGCAUGUUAAUGCCAGAAAAAUUAUUGCUCUUAUUUAAAUCCCAGAAAUUGCUAUUCGAGUGAAAGGCACGCUGAAUUUUUAAUUAUGCGUGUAGCGUCAAUUAUUCUUUCAUUAACCGAUUGGGCGAACAGGGAAUUUUGUAAUAAUUCUACUUUUAAUUCUUAGGUACUCUUUUUCAAUAUUCAAAAGCAAUAUUGGUUAAUAUGUUUUGAUAAUUUCAUUUUGUGAUUGAUAUUAAAGAAUAAGUUCUCAUUGUAUAAUGUAAUAAUUGCUCGCAAAACGUGAUAAAAAGUAUUUUUAGAAAAUAAAAAUUUUAAUUGGAAAGUUUAAGAAGUAAGUGGAUUAUAAUGAAAACAGUAAAUAUGUAUAAUUUGUGAUCAACACAUAAUCAUUCAUAGUAUUCUGAAGUUAUAAAAUUCGUUAUUCAUUUUUU